CUGCAGUUAUAACACAACCCCAAGCCCCAAACCCACUCUCUCUGAUUCGGAUCCGAUUAGGGUUAUUUCGGAUUUUCUCCCUUCUCUUGGAAGCUUCCGAUUCCGAAAUCCGGUUGCUUCUCCUGUCUUGGCUCGAGAUCCGGGCCAAGCACAGUGUACAAUCGGAUUCAGAUUUCCAUUUCCAUCACUCUCUCUUCAGUUUCUCAGCAACCAAACUCAGUUUUUGGAUAGUGAACACUAGUUUUGCAGUUUCUCACCAACCUAACACGGGUUGGCUUUUAUAAAUGGCAUCAAGCGAGGGAUUUCUGACCGAUGGGCAGAGGGAAAUACUGAAAAUUGCGACUGAGAAUUUGGAGAAUUUGUCUUCGUCGCCGAAAUCUCCAUCGUCUUUGCUUUCUGAACAUAAUCAUACCAAAGCUUCUUGGGGUGGCAAGCCUCAAACUGCUGCGGUUGCUGGCAGCAGGCAUGUACGCCGGUCGAACUCGGGAAAGUUUGUGAGGGUAAAGAAAGACGGUGCUGGUGGUAAGGGCACAUGGGGAAAAUUGCUUGAUACCGAUGGUUAUUCGCAUAUAGACAGGAAUGAUCCUAACUACGACAGUGGCGAGGAACCUUAUCAGUUGGUUGGAUCUACCGUUACUGACCCAUUAGAUGAAUUCAAGAAAGCCAUAGUAUCCAUCAUAGAGGAGUUCUUCAGUACUGGGGAUGUGGACAUGGCUGCAUCUGACCUCAGAGAACUUGGCUCUAACGAAUAUUAUCCAUACGUCAUUAAACGUCUUGUGUCCAUGGCCAUGGAUAAGCACGAUAAGGAGAAAGAAAUGGCUUCAGUUCUGCUUUCAGCAUUGUAUGCUGAUGUCAUCAGUCCUGCACAGAUUAGGGAUGGAUUUUUUAUGCUUAUUGAAUCUGCUGAUGAUCUUGCAGUAGACAUACUGGAUGCAGUUGACAUCCUUGCUUUGUUCUUAGCACGUGCUGUUGUUGAUGACAUCCUUCCUCCAUCCUUUCUUGCCAGGGCCAAGAAGGCUCUUCCAGAAUCUUCCAAGGGAGUUCAGGUAAUCCAGACUGCUGAGAAGAGUUAUCUCUCAGCUCCGCACCAUGCAGAACUUGUGGAGAGGCGAUGGGGUGGUAGCACUCAGCUAACUGUUGAAAAUGUGAAGAAGAGGAUUGCUGAUUUACUAAGAGAAUACGUGAGUAGCGGUGAUACAUUUGAAGCCUGUAGGUGUAUACGUGAGUUAGGGGUUUCAUUCUUCCAUCAUGAGAUCGUGAAGAGGGCUCUGGUGCUUGCCAUGGAGAUCCAUUCAGCGGAACCUCUAAUGUUAAAGCUAUUAAAAGAAGCAGCAGCAGAAGGACUCAUUAGUUCCAGCCAAAUGGUUAAAGGGUUUUCUCGUUUGGCAGAAGUCCUAGAUGAUCUUGCUCUUGAUAUUCCAUCAGCUAAAACUUUGUUUCAGUCAUUGAUACGCGAGGCAAUAUCAGAAGGAUGCCUUGAUGCUUCAUUUAUGAAACCCUCUGGUGAAGUUGGGGAUGUCCAAGUUCAAGAUGAAAAUUUGAGGAAGUACAAAAAAGAGGUGGUAACUAUAAUUCACGAAUAUUUUCUCUCUGAUGACAUUCCUGAACUCAUUCGAAGUCUUGAAGAUCUUGGGACACCUGAGUAUAACCCCAUAUUUUUGAAGAAGCUAAUAACACUUGCUAUGGACAGAAAGAACAGGGAAAAGGAAAUGGCAUCUGUACUGCUAGCUGCUCUUCAUAUAGAGAUCUUCUCAACAGAGGAUAUAAUUAAUGGUUUUUUCAUGCUUCUGGAAAGUGCAGAAGAUACAGCACUGGAUAUAUUGAAUGCUUCAAAUGAACUUGCCCUUUUUUUGGCUCGAGCUGUGAUUGAUGAUGUAUUGGCUCCUCUGCAUUUGGUAGAAAUUGGCAGCAUGUUACCCCCAAAAUGCAGUGGGAGUGAAACUGUGCGGAUGGCUCGUUCACUCGUUGCUGCUCGUCAUGCUGGUGAGAGGCUAUUGAGAUGUUGGGGUGGUGGGACUGGAUGGGCUGUGGAAGAUGCUAAGGACAAGAUCAUGAAGCUCUUGGAGGAGUAUGAGAGCGGAGGUGUUGUGAGUGAAGCAUGCCAGUGUAUUCGUGACCUAGGAAUGCCUUUCUUUAACCAUGAGGUUGUGAAGAAAGCUUUGGUUAUGGCCAUGGAGAAGAAGAAUGAUAGGAUGCUGGGUUUGCUGCAGGAAUGCUUUAGUGAAGGUCUGAUCACCAUCAAUCAGAUGACUAAAGGGUUCACCCGAAUCAAGGAUAGUCUUGAUGAUCUUGCUCUGGACAUUCCUAACGCAAAGGAUAAAUUUGGCUUCUAUGUGGAGCAUGCCCUCAGGAAGGGCUGGCUUCUCCCAUCAUAUGAUUCGAAUGCUACAGAUGUCUAACUGCCCCAGGCUGCAGCUUCUUGAGGAGGACAUAUAUUUUCAUUUUUUCUCUUAUAUUUGUUGUUGUUGCCCUUUAGCUCUCGUUGAAUGUGGUUAAAUCUGGGAUGGUUGGACUUUGAUGAUCCUUUUAUAUCUGUUUUUUUAUUUUUCUUUCAAAAUCAUCUUACUGACCGAGUUUCCGAUGAUCUCAGUCGUUGUAUAGAGUUUUUUUAUUUUCCAUUGACAGCUUUUUAUAAUGAUGUUGCAUCAAGAGGUAUGACAGUAGUAUAGUGUGUUUUUCAGCCUUAAUUCUCGUUUUUCGUC
Gastrolobium bilobum is the source of this 2702-nucleotide messenger RNA. Its product is annotated as MA3 DOMAIN-CONTAINING TRANSLATION REGULATORY FACTOR 1-like. Bases 285 to 2399 code for a protein of 704 amino acids. The record is from RefSeq and is a predicted model, not a curated record. Gene Ontology annotation, biological process: negative regulation of DNA-templated transcription. The transcript has 5 exons. Lineage: Eukaryota; Viridiplantae; Streptophyta; Magnoliopsida; Fabales; Fabaceae.